UCUGGCUCUCCCCGCGGUGCGGAUGUGUAGCUUGAGUUUAAAUUUCCAAAAAAAACUAAUAAUCGACCCUACUUACUACGGUGACGUGUUAGGGAUACGAAAAAGUGUAUUGUGAUGCAAAAGUGAUAUUUUACAGUGAAUUUAAAGUUUUUGUGUGUGUGGAUUGAACCGGUAUACCGUUGCGUUACGCUCCGGUGGUUCGGUUAAUAACAGUUGGAUCUACAGUCACUGUAAUAGUGGCUUGCUAAGAUUUAGUGCCCGGAAAGGUCACUUACCUUUUACGGGUAGCGUUGGAGACAAGUGAAUACCUAGUAAUUUAUUUUACCGUCACUACAUUUUCAACUUGAUUAUAAUAGCAUUGCGUAAAUCUGCAUUGAUAUAACAUGUGGUUUUCGUUGUACAGAUGCAUAAACGCUAACACAUAGACGAACAAUAAGUGAUACAACUGUGAUAGUAAAUAGUGUAAGUGAGAGAUAUGACUUUAAAAUUUUGAGUAAUUUACUAACAAUGGAACGAAAAUUAACGCGAGAGGACUUUAUGCGAAAAAGCUUUAGGAUGAAAGCGACUGCAGCAACUGAACAAGAGCCUGCAGUGAAUGGAGCUCCGCCACCGUCACCAGUUUCCUUAGCCAUGCUUGAAAGGAACCCACAGCCACAAAGAGCUUAUUACGAAGUGACGUCUUCGGGAAUUGCACCUAAGAAGUUAGAAAUCAACAAAGCUCACCCGAUACAUUUAAAAUCUUUUCAAACCGAGCCACCUGACGAGCCAGCUCCAGUUCCACCAUCAGAUGAUGUUUUACGAAAACUCGAGAGGCAGAUUGGUGAAAUGGAGCGAGGACUGGAAAGAACCAAAAACGGCACUGUGGCUGUCAAUGAAAGGGUUAGAUACGCUGAACAUGAAAACCUGCUACGGACUGGCGUUUCCUCCGUUGGUGGUGGACAAUAUUUAGCAGCCGAUUCCGAUACAGAACAUGAUGUAACACCAUUUAAGAGGAACGAAACUAUAAGAAGUAGUACGGGUGGAACUACUCCAGCGCCCCGACCUGCUACAAGGUUGUCGAGAACCAAUUCAGAUACGCAACAACAUCAAAUUGCUGCAACUGCAAGGCUAAUGAGGAAAUUGGCUGAUGGGGGUACUAAAGAUGAGAAAACUAAGGUUAUAUCAAGGAAAGCGAUCCAAGCAAGGAUAGAUAAAGUGAAGAACUCAGUGGUUGGAACGAAGCAUGAACACCGGGUGUUGGCUGAGCACAGGGCUGACCCGGUUUCACCAAAGACAUCUACUUCUUCUACACCUAGCACGGGCGAUAUCAAACGGUCUAUGCAGAGCGCGUCGGACACUUCGACUGGAGCGGGCGGCGGCGCCUCCACCGGCAGCACCCGUGUCUCCUCGCGCAGUCGCACUAAUGAGGAGCCUCAUAUCGGGAAGUAUAAACUCCUGAAGACGAUCGGCAAAGGCAACUUCGCGAAAGUGAAGCUCGCGAAGCAUGUACCCACCGGCAAGGAGGUGGCCAUCAAGAUUAUCGAUAAAACCCAGCUCAACCCCGGAUCGCUGCAGAAACUUUUCAGAGAGGUCAGGAUUAUGAAGAUGCUGGAUCACCCAAACAUCGUCAAGCUGUUCCAGGUCAUAGAGACAGAAAAGACACUCUAUCUCGUCAUGGAAUACGCGUCUGGGGGCGAGGUGUUUGAUUACCUAGUACUGCAUGGUCGAAUGAAGGAGAAGGAGGCUCGAGCCAAAUUCAGGCAAAUAGUUUCGGCUGUGCAGUAUUGCCAUCAGAAACGCAUUAUUCAUAGAGAUCUCAAGGCGGAAAAUCUUCUUCUGGACGGCGAGAUGAAUAUAAAAAUAGCAGAUUUCGGUUUCUCCAACGAGUUCACGCCUGGUUCCAAGCUCGAUACGUUUUGCGGCAGUCCGCCUUACGCCGCGCCAGAGCUCUUCCAAGGCAAGAAAUACGACGGCCCAGAAGUGGACGUGUGGUCACUGGGCGUCAUCCUGUACACGUUGGUGUCAGGCUCGCUGCCGUUCGAUGGCUCCACACUCAGGGAACUGCGUGAGCGUGUAUUGCGCGGUAAAUACAGAAUACCGUUCUACAUGUCGACGGACUGCGAGAAUCUGCUAAAGAAAUUCCUAGUACUGAACCCCGCGAAGCGUGCGUCGCUCGAAAGCAUCAUGCGGGACAAGUGGAUGAACACAGGGUACGAGGAGGACGAGCUCAGACCGUACGUGGAGCCGCAGCAGGACUACAAGGACCACAAGCGGAUAGAAGCCCUAGUGUGCCUCGGGUACAACCGACAGGAGAUCGAGUACUCUCUCGCCGAAGCGAAGUACGACGACGUGUUCGCCACAUAUCUGCUACUUGGAAGGAAAAGCACAGAUCCGGAGUCAGACGGCAGCCGAUCAGGGUCGUCGCUCUCCUUGCGCAACUCGACCGCACAGAAUCAACAGCAGCCUGCCAACGCAAACGCGCACUCAGUGCGUGCGCGGGUAGGGGCGGGCGCGGGCGCGGGAGGCUCGCCGUCGCACCGCGGCGUGCAGCGCAGCAUCUCCGCCACCGCGCGCCCUACUACCAGUCGCCGUGCCUCCUCCGGCGCAGAAGUCUUGCGCACGCAAGUUGGCACGACGACUAGUGCAGCAAAUAAUACCACACCCACUGCCACCACAACCACUUCCAAUUUUAAAAGACAGAACACCAUCGACUCCGCGUCCAUUAAAGAGAAUACUGCGCGAAUGCAACAGAUGCAAGUGCAAAGCACAACGCGGCCGAGCAGUGCGCAGCCGAAACUGGAGCCGCGGACCCGCACACUCGCGACAGGCGGUUCGCGCCGCUCCACCGCGCAAUACGACACACCCGCUCAGCCCGCCAAGCUCUCCCCGCCACACGACACUCCCAGCGCGGCGACAGAGAGUAAGAACGGAUCCGGUACCGGUACAAACGGUACCGGCACUACGAGUGCUAAUAGCAAGACGCACGUGAAAAGUGCGAGCGUUAGCUCUGCGAGCGGCGCGCCGCCUCUCGGGGCUGAUUCGGCGCCUCACAACGCGUCAGCGCGAGACCUGGCACAACCCCGGCCCAGUUUGAACUCCACCCUGACGACGGUCGGCGCGACAGGCGGCACCGGCACGUCUACGGCCGCGAGACGGGAUUUCCCCAAUCCACUCGUGUUCCCUCGGAAUGUACCGUCGCGGUCUACCUUCCACUCAGGCCAGACGCGGACGCGCGGCGCGAGCGCAGGCGGCACGUACGGUGACGGCGGUUCGCCGCACCAGGCGCGCACUUCGUUCUUUUCCAAGCUUUCCUCGCGGUUCUCCAAACGCCUGUCGGUGAUCGGGGAGGCCACAGGGCGCCAGAAGCCCCGUAUAUUCUCCUCACUCGACAUUCAGCGGAGGCCCUUGGACGGUACCACACCGAAGCAUGCCGUAGGCGCUAGUCCACAGCCCGUGCUUGGGCAAGGCAAUGAGGAGCAGGUGAAGCCGAGGGUGCUCCGUUUCACGUGGAGCAUGAAGACUACAUCUUCGCGCGACCCCAACGAGAUAAUGGCUGAGAUUAGAAAAGUGCUGGAUGCGAACAACUGCGAUUACGAGCAGCGCGAGCGUUUCCUGUUGCUGUGCGUGCACGGUGACCCUAAUGCAGACUCGCUGGUUCAGUGGGAAAUUGAAGUCUGCAAGCUACCGAGGCUCUCGCUUAAUGGCGUACGCUUCAAGAGAAUAUCCGGCACAUCGAUCGGUUUCAAGAACAUUGCUUCAAAGAUCGCAAACGAGCUUAAGCUGUGACUGCCCGGGAGCGCCCCGCGCCGCCGCCGCCGCCGCCGACCUGCACCUUCCCCCUCCCCACCCCCAAACGCCUCUCGCUCACCACACUCCCCCACCCCCCACUCUUCGUCCGACGAUCGUUCCACACCACCCCCACCACCUCCUCCCCCGCCAAGAACCGAUAGUCUUCGACUCUCCGCUGAAGAUAUGGUAUUCGUUGCAAACGGAGGUAUGAGGACCCCCUCUGGCGCAUUAGCUCACUUUCUAACAGCGUAUACACCUGCGGAAUUAUCACUCGCACGCAGUGACUAUCUCCGACCCCCUGUCUCUCCUCACCAUUCUACCACGAUACAGCCAAGGUCGUCACUAUCUCUACGAGCAGACAGUGUGGAUAUAGAUCAUAGCAGGAAGAGUUUAAAACCCAGUAUGCCUCAUCAGUCUUAUUCCUACAGCGUUCAUACAUUGCGAAGACAAUCCAGAAUGAGAUCUCCCGAAUGCGAUUGUUUACCCACAGAUCCGAUACCACCACCUGAACUAUUCGAUUUCUAAUAUUCUUGACUGAAUUUUAGAACUUUCGCGCUAAAUUUUGACGUUCUAGAAUUUGUAUAGGGAUGGUAAAUGUAAAAUAAACGAAAAUUUAAUUUAUAACGAAUAAUGUUAAUAACGUUAUAGAUUUAGCGCGAAAUAUACACUAUUUAAUGUCACUUUAGUUGAUGGAAUUGAACGUAUUAUGAGCUCAGACACUGUAUUAAGCUUAUUCGGUCGAGUUUUGAAUAUUUUUGGGUGUUAAAAUGACCAUAAUAUCCCACAAUAUCCUAAUUACGUAUUUAACAUGUUUAUAACGAUUUUUGGAAUUAAAUGGCGGUUGAUCCAGUGUUUUUGAGUACAAUUUAGGCCACGCGGUAUACUACGUGUGUGGGGAAAAUCUAUGUAAAAAUUGUGACUUAGAAUUAUUUAUAAAAUAGAUGGUCAUCAAAGAAUAAUUAAGGAUGUGCCAAGAAAGUGAUGAACUUUUAAGAGCGACGUGUUUAAUGCUUCUACUAUGAGUUAGGUUGCUAGGAAACUUCGUAAUACUGAAUGUAAUUGAAAAGAAUUCAUCCUACGUUUACGUGAAGAAGUGAAAGUGGAGGUGUAGUAAAAGGUUUUUAUAAGAUUUCAGUCCUACCAUGGAGAUCAUGCAGUUACUAUAGACGUUAAACUAGAUGGCGCUAAUAUGAAUAAUUUCGGAAUUAAAAUUAUGAGAAAGAUAUCGCAUUUGACAACUAACGGAAUUAUCAAUUUUUGAAAUAGUACUAUGUUAGUUGUCAUGUGCAAUAUUUGAUUAGUGUUCUCAGUUAAACUGUCCCUUACAAUAGGGCAAAAUUCUGAAUAACGACUUUUUCAUAAGCUAGUUCAAAAUUCCUAAUUGGUUAUACUAGUAUAGCGUUUAUAGUCAUUGGCACGGAUUAAUAGGGAGUGAGAAUUAGUGUUGUACCGUAGUUUUACAGCAUUUGUCACGUUUUAGCAAAACUGAAAAAUAAAUGCAACACUGUAACGAAAAGUUGUAUCACAACUUUUG
Messenger RNA from Hyposmocoma kahamanoa, 5302 nucleotides. It is a transcript of the gene par-1, whose product is annotated as MAP/microtubule affinity-regulating kinase 3-like. Gene Ontology annotation, biological process: protein phosphorylation; intracellular signal transduction; microtubule cytoskeleton organization. The coding region runs from base 508 to 3765 and encodes 1085 amino acids. Gene Ontology annotation, cellular component: cytoplasm. Gene Ontology annotation, molecular function: tau-protein kinase activity; ATP binding; protein serine/threonine kinase activity. The transcript is spliced from 24 exons. NCBI's taxonomy places the organism in Eukaryota, Metazoa, Arthropoda, Insecta, Lepidoptera, Cosmopterigidae. The record is from RefSeq and is a predicted model, not a curated record.